Messenger RNA from Paraphaeosphaeria sporulosa, 2157 nucleotides. RefSeq names its product HET-domain-containing protein. NCBI's taxonomy places the organism in Eukaryota, Fungi, Ascomycota, Dothideomycetes, Pleosporales, Didymosphaeriaceae. The coding region runs from base 1 to 2157 and encodes 718 amino acids. The record is from RefSeq and is a predicted model, not a curated record. The transcript is spliced from 3 exons.
AUGGCCGUGAACAGCAUUUACAAACCGCUCGCUGCAAAGGCGCAGACGAUUCGCUUACUCCGCUUACUGCCAAAUGCUUUCAAACGAGAUAUCGAAUGCGAGCUUCUGGAGCGUCCCAUUUCCGAAGCCCAGAACUGCUAUAUUGCAAUCUCCUACACAUGGGGAAGUGCUGGCGCCACGAAGCAGGUUCUCAUACAUUGCAACGGCGUGCGGGUCUCUGUCUCGGAGAAUCUCUUCACCAUCCUCCGGCGACUUCGGCAUCCACUUCGCAAUGCAAAUGUCUGGGUCGAUGCCCUAUGUAUCAACCAAGCGGAUCCUAUCGAGCGGACACAGCAGGUUGGACUCAUGGGAGACAUCUACCGAAACAGCCGCGAGACAGUGAUUUGGCUGGGCGAGCCCACCGCGCAAGAUGAAGACGGAAGGCGCUUCAGUCAUAAUUGCUGCGGUCCAUUACGCUUGGUCUGGCAUGGGGAUGCUGCCGACGAUCAUAUCUUGAACCAGUACUUGGACGACUGUCUACACGACGAUCUCAGCUCCGCUGAUGUCCCGCACGACGUCUUUGGGGCUUUCUGUCUUGUUUCGAGCCUAGCUUCUGGAAAUUCAAGCAGAUUGUUCAACAUGCUCAAGAACGACGAGAGUAGGCUCUGUUUAAGGUAUGCACAUAACCAGCGUCUGUAUGAUUUCCUUCCAGGAGAUGUGCAAAUCACAGGCUCUCGAGCGUCAAGGGUAUUUGCCGGGCUCGCACGAAUUAUGAGUAGACCUUGGUGGACUCGCAUUUGGGUCAUCCAAGAGACUGUUCUUUCCCAGAAGGCAGUGGUACAUUUUGGCCAGCUCUCUGCGCCCUGGACAAUGUUCGCAAAGGCCGCAACUCGCUUUGCGCAAGAUCGCCAAAAAUUGUGUCUAGACCUGUCAGGUGCCUUCUGGGGCCAGAGCACGUUGACUACGUUCAGCAACACGGUUCUCCGAUUCGAUAUCGCCCGUCAACACAGCCGUGCAUGGCUUGAUAUCGACUUACUCUCACUGCUGUGGAGGUUCCGGCCACUCGAAUCGACCGACAAACGCGAUAAGAUAUUCGCAUUACUCGGCUUGGUCACCGAUUGGCAGAACGAACCACCGAUGCUUCCGGACUACCAGAUGGAUGUGAGCACUACUUUUGUAAGAACGGCCGCGAGCACCAUUCAAAGAACCAAGUCACUUACAGUUCUUGCUGGGGAUCUCGGUGCUAUUUUGAAUCGUAAGCGAGUUGAACAUCUCGCUACAUGGGUAAUGGAUUGGUCUUUACCGUGUCUCCCGGUCGAGAUCGAUAGGGUGUGUUCUCUUGGAAUGUACAAUGCGAGUGGUGGACACAGUAGUCCGGUGCGUCUUCACCUACAACACUCCAUCCUGGAAGCUUCGGGUUGGUACGUCGACUACGUUAUCGCCGUUGGUGAUGUCAGUCGACAUACACAAAUUAGCGAGGCACUCGCUGCGAUACGAAGCUGGCACUUCGAAACGAAGAGACACGAAGAACUUCACAGUUCUUACCCCACUGGAUGCACCUACGACGAAGCCUUCUGGAGGACACUCAUUGCCGACAUCGUUCAUUCGCCCAGCUCUGGGGACCUCGGCCAUAUGUGGAGGAAAAAUAACGAUACAGCCUCCUAUCGCAGAGCAACCAGAGAGGAUUUCGAAGCCUACAGAUCGUGGCGCAUGUGGUCGCGGUGCAUCGCUCGCGAUACACUCAGUCGCACUGCCACGUUCACCCAAGGAGACCUGGACGAUGGCAUCUCGUCUAUACACUAUGCUUUCAAGACAGCAACGACUUCGCGGCGAUUCUUCAUCACGUCCAAAGGCUACAUCGGUUUCGGCCCACGGACAACCCAGCUCGGCCACGAAGUGUGGAUACUGUCCAACAGCAAAGUCCCCUUCCUGCUCAGCGCCACGCACACGCCUGCCCAGCUACCGCACCUCGGUCGCUCCCACAACAUCAAGAAAUGCACCGCUUCGCCGCUAACCACGCUCGUUCGACCAGAUGGUCGAGAUAGCCGAGACGCCAUGUGCAACAAGCCUCACGGCUGCCGGACCAUGGCCGGAGAUUGUUUCGUGUAUGGGCUCAUGGAUGGCGAGUACAUGGCUGCGUCUGUCGACAGUAGCAUUGAGCAGGUGUUCUUGGUAUAG